Molecule: messenger RNA, 966 nt
Organism: Rhopilema esculentum
Lineage: Eukaryota; Metazoa; Cnidaria; Scyphozoa; Rhizostomeae; Rhizostomatidae
Source: RefSeq, a predicted model, not a curated record
AUGCAACGUUUGCACAGUGAUGGUGCCUCAAAUGUUCAUGGCAAUGUUAUGCGGGAAGUCGCCAAAAUCUUGGGUAUAGGUAAAUCCAAGUCUUCGCGUCUCCACCCACAAGGUGAUGGCCUUUCUGAGGCAAUGGUAAAACUAGUUAAGUCCUGUGUGCAGAAACAAAUUGAUCAACAUGGCUGUAACUGGGACACGUUCUUGCAAUCAGCUGUCUACGCCAUUCGUUCAAGUGUUAAUAAUAGCACUAAAGUUACACCUGCUGAACUUAUUCUUGGUGCUAAACUUUCUUUACCAACUGCGUUGCUGUUUAAUAAAUCACCACAGCAACAGAUUCAACAGUCUGCUCCACACCAUGUGAAACAAGCUCAAGCUUUUGCCAAUGACAUCGGUACGUGCCUUAAAAACUCCUUUACAAAUGUUCGCAGUAUUCUCAACCAGAGCAGAGAAAGAAUGAAACAACAGUACGAUAAAAAAACUACCCAACAUCAUUAUAAGAUCAAUGAUACUGUCAUGUUAUGGAACCCACCUCAGAAAAGGGGUAUUUCACGUUGUUUUCAACCAAAGUGGUCGGGGCCUUGGACAAUCACCCACUUGAUAGGAGAUCUGAAUUGUAAGCUUGUUGACGCCAGUGGCAAAGCCAGUCCUACUAUUCAUGUCAAUCAACUGAAGUAUAUACCUCCAAGAUCAAUCCACUUACUCAAAAAAGCAACUGACCCCCUACCUGCAAAGGAACCUCCUAAGAAAAAAGUCUGUGAUAUUUUUGCUGACCUAACCAAUACCAAGACAACAAAUCUCAUUGAUGAUAGAGUACACGUCGAGGGUGCAAGAGGAGGAGGGAAUACAGGGGACUUGAACCAUGGAGAACAACAAGAAGAUAAUAACAACAUGAUCAACAGAAAUUGGUGCAGAAUAGACAUUGCAAACAUACUACCAAACAGAACUCGUUCACAUUCACUAACAUAG